GUCUGGAGGGAUGGCUCUGUUUGUGGAUCCGGGCUUUGAUUUCGGACAGAGGAGCAGCGAGGAUGGAGAAACGGAGCUGCUCCUCAACAUGAGGGACUUCACAGACCCCGUGGCAGAGCGCGCUCUCUCCUCUCCUGAGACGGACAGGACUGCCCACCCGGAGGGUCAGCGCAAGAGGAAGAGGACCAUCUUCAGCCGCGCGCAACUGUCCGAGCUGGAGCGCGCCUUCGUUCUGACCCCGUACCCGGACAUCACGCUGCGCGAGCGUUUGGCUGCCGUCACCCUGCUGCCCGAGAGCAAGAUCCAGGUGUGGUUUCAGAACAGACGUGCUCGCAGCAUCAAAAGUGGCAGACUGACCAGACCUGUGAAGAGAAGCCCAGGUCCAGCGGUCAGCUCUAGCUCUAACCCGGUGGUCAGUUUCCCUCAGCCUGGACCUGCUGUUCCACCCUCGAGCAGGCCCGAAAGGUACCAGGCAUCUAACAGGAGCAGCCAGCAGCCACAGCAGCAGAGGUCAAGCCUGGACUGGGUCAAACAAGCCUUGGGCCCCUGGCCUCAGAAUCUGCCUCAUCCUACACCUCCUGCGCCACCCAUCUCUCCUGACCUCCCGGGGGCUCUGCCUUGGGGGGCGGGGCCUGCGAAUCAGCCAGGAACCCACUCUUUUUCCAUCGGUCAGACCACAAGGCCCGUCCUGUCUGCAUGCCAGCAGCAGUGGAGUGAGUUUGGGCAGGUCAGCACUGGUACAGCCCUGUCCGGAGGGCUUUCAGGGCAUCUUGGAAAACCUCCGUGCAGCCUCAACCCCAGACAUCAGUGUGUGUCAGUUGAGCAGGCGGUCACUUCUGGUCAAGGUUACUGGGAAGGAGCCAUGCACAGACAGGGGCAGUGCACUCCUCUCAUGCAUUACCCCCAGACUUCCCUAGGAGACAUCUCUGACCUCAUAUACAGCGCCGCUGUCGUCACCAACCUGGCCGAUUUCUGA
This is a messenger RNA of Colossoma macropomum (tambaqui), 976 nucleotides long. It is a transcript of the gene sebox, whose product is annotated as SEBOX homeobox. The record is from RefSeq and is a predicted model, not a curated record. NCBI's taxonomy places the organism in Eukaryota, Metazoa, Chordata, Actinopteri, Characiformes, Serrasalmidae. The transcript has 3 exons. The coding region runs from base 11 to 976 and encodes 321 amino acids. Gene Ontology annotation, molecular function: DNA binding.